AUGCUGCUCUUCUUGUCGCUCGUUUUGUUAUCUUUGCACCAGGCCCUCGCAGCCUACAUACCCACUGCUGAGUUGGUACAGAUCAACGAUGGUCUCGCACGCAGGCAGGCGUCCUCGACGUCAAGUACUUCACCAAGCCCCACUCAAAAGGCCGAUUCGCAAUGCACACACGGGCCAUUUACGCGGGCGUGCUGGGGCAAUGGCUACAGUAUCGCGACCAACUACGACGCCGUAUGGCCAAACACUGGCAAGGUAGUCGAGUACUUUCUCGACAUCCAGAACGCGUCCAUGUCCCUUGAUGGAUUCUCGAGACAGCUCUACGUGAUCAAUGGCCAGUUCCCAGGACCUACCAUAACUGCCAACUGGGGAGACACGCUGAGGAUUCAUGUCAAGAACAGCCUUACCACGAACGGGACCGGCAUACAUUGGCACGGUCUGCGUCAGUGGAAGACGAACCACAUGGACGGCACCGGCGGCGUGACUGAAUGCCCUAUCGCGCCGGGCCAGUCACGCACAUACGAGUUCCUGUGCACGCAAUUUGGCACGACAUGGUACCACAGCCAUUUCUCCAGCCAAUACACGGACGGCGUCGUGGGCACGAUGAUCAUUAAUGGUCCUGCCACGUCCAACUACGACCUUGAUCUCGGCGCUUUUCCAAUCACCGACUACUACCACCGGCCAGCAUUCGAGCUUGGGCCUCUAAUCCAGAACGGCGGGUUUCCACGUGGACCGCCCGCGGGGGAUAACAUCCUGAUCAACGGGACGAAUGUGAAUCUCAACGGCACACAGGGUCGAUACAGCCGCACCACCAUUACCAAGGGCAAGAAAUACCGCCUGCGACUGAUCAACACCUCGACCAACGACAAUUUCAAAGUCAGCCUUGACGGCCACAACUUCACCGUCAUCACCGCCGACUUUGUCCCCGUUAAACCUUUCACAACACAGUGGCUGUUCCUCGGCAUCGGCGAGCGUCACGACGUCAUCGUCGAAGCCAACCAGCCCAUCGACAACUACUGGUUCCAUGUCGUCCCCAUCACGGGCUGCAGCAGCAACCUGAACAAAAAUGCCCUGGCCAUCUUUUCUUACACUGGGGCCAACUCCACGGGGUUGCCCUCCAACGCGACUCGCUCCAAUGCACCCAGCGGCGCGGCCGCCUCGGACUGCAACGACCCCAACGACAAACUCAUCCCGUACGUCAAACUCGACGUGCCCAGCAACUACACCAUCCCUGCAUCCUCGCGCCUCGACGUCGGGUUUGCCAUUGUCCAAAACACAGCGCAGCAGACGCUCUUCCAGUGGAACCUGAACUUCACCGCCAUGAGCGUCGAGUGGGACCGGCCCACGUUGGAAUACGUGUUCAACAAGAACACGACCUACCCGCCGGCGAUGAACCUGAUCACCCUACCCGGCAAGAACACCUGGUCGUACUGGGUGAUCCAGGCCGUGCCCACCAUCGCGCCUCCGAUUCCGCACCCGAUCCACCUGCACGGCCACGACUUCUACGUCCUGGGCGCCGGCACGGGCAUCUACAACAACAGCCAGACGCUCAACUACAAGAACCCGCCGCGCCGCGACGUCGCCAUGCUGCCGGCCUCUGGGUACCUCGUCAUCGCGUUCAUCACGGACAACCCCGGCGCCUGGCUUAUGCACUGCCAUAUCGCGUGGCAUGUGGGGCUCGGUCUCGCCGCCCAGUUCCUCGAGCAGGCGGAUCAGAUCCCGAGCUUGGGCAUCGGGCAGGAGUUCCAGCAGGGGUGUAGCGCGUGGGAUACGUACAGCCAGAACGCCAUCUUUCAUCAGGAGGAUUCGGGGCUGCGAAGACGUGAGAUUGCCGGGUAUUGA
Molecule: messenger RNA, 1839 nt
Organism: Cladophialophora yegresii CBS 114405
Lineage: Eukaryota; Fungi; Ascomycota; Eurotiomycetes; Chaetothyriales; Herpotrichiellaceae
Exons: 1
Coding region: 1-1839 (612 amino acids)
Molecular function (GO): copper ion binding; oxidoreductase activity
Source: RefSeq, a predicted model, not a curated record